Theobroma cacao (cacao) is the source of this 492-nucleotide messenger RNA. The record is from RefSeq and is a predicted model, not a curated record. Lineage: Eukaryota; Viridiplantae; Streptophyta; Magnoliopsida; Malvales; Malvaceae.
GCAACAUUGUAAAAAUCAUGAGUACGGUCCGACCCGAUCAAAGACAAGCAGCUGCGGAGUCGAUACUGAUGGAGGGCAAUGCGAGAUUGGAUCACCCUGCGCAUGGAUGUCUAGGCAUCAUUCGGAACCUCCACAGUCUCCUGGAAAUUUAUGAAUCCGAGCUCGCUGCUGUGAACCAACAGCUAGCUGUCUUCAAGGCAAGCUCGUCUUCAACACCACAGCCAUCGCAGCCUGAAAUUGACCCCCUUGUUGCCAAAAUGUUUAAUGAGGGAGACAAUUCCCGCUGGGUGAAUUUGGAAGCAGAUGCAACCAUCAACAGUGUUCCAUCUGACUCCAGAGGAAAGCAGCCUGUCAGGCCUGAUGAGGAAGCAAGGGACGAUGAAGCUGAUGAUAUCUUUAUGGAAAGUGAUUAAAGAUUGAGGAUAUCAAUAGGAAAAUAAAUCAUGCUAAUGUUUUUAUGGUUAUGUUUCAAGAUAAAUCUGAUUAGCCUCC